This is a messenger RNA of Papaver somniferum (opium poppy), 3845 nucleotides long. RefSeq lists its product as uncharacterized. NCBI's taxonomy places the organism in Eukaryota, Viridiplantae, Streptophyta, Magnoliopsida, Ranunculales, Papaveraceae. The transcript has 2 exons. Bases 1576 to 2865 code for a protein of 429 amino acids. The record is from RefSeq and is a predicted model, not a curated record.
AGAACUUUGUUCUUCUUCUUCCAUAGGCUGAUUCACUGAAUCAGAUCUCUUUCUUCUUCUCUUGGCUUGAUUCUCACGAAUCAAGAGAGGUUUAUCCUCAAAUCUAUCACCCAACCUUGUCAUCUUACUCAGGUACAUGAUAAUUGGUAUUUAGAGCCGUUUCGAUCCAUACCCUAAUCAUGGUUGCAGAAAUGGAUUUACAGAAUGAAAAAUGGGUACAAAUGAAUGGAAAAUUGGUACCGAUUAAGAAAUUGGAAAGGCUAGCAAGAGAGAAUUUAAAAGGAUGCAUAUAUUGGUACAAUUAUUGGUCGGAAAGAAUUAACUCUCCAUCUCAAAAUUCUUGCCUUCGGAGGUGGUUAAAAAAUAUGGACAAGGCAGCAAAGAGAUUGAGAUUGAUCCUGUUUCACAAGUGUACUGCUCCCAUCUCAUCCAUCUCCUUGCAGAGUGGAAAUCUCUUCUAUAGUUAUUAAUGAAUUUCCAGAAGUGGAGUUAAUUCCUUCUGUUUUCUUUGAAGAAGUGGUUAACUCAAUUCCUUCCGCUGUCGACGAAGAAGAUGAUUCUCUCAAUUUAGGGUUAAUUCCCUCAUUUUUAUUUCAUGAGAAGAAUGAUUUGUCUGUUGAUGAGAAUUCUCAGUAUGAGACAGUGGUGAAAAAUGAUGUUAUUGAAGUCGCCAGAACCGGUGAGUUCAAUAUUUUGGAAGUGAAUCGGUUCAGAAACAGCGGCAUGACUGAACUAUGUGUGCAAAAUUGCGUCCUAUUUUUUUAAGAGACCCAUCGAACUGUUGAAUGUUUAAUUGAGUUCUUCUUUCACCACUACAAGCUUCUUUGUCUGGAUUAUUUCUUUCUCCAUCGUGAUGUUACUCUCUCGUUAUUCGACCUGGGUAAGUAUGCGGCUUUCUCCUCAAAUUCUAAUGGUGAUUUGCUUCGAUUGUUAAUUCACUUUGGGUAUGAAACAAAAGAUGAUUCAAUUCAUACUGCGAGUUUUCAGUUUAAAGAAAUUGGCAAAUCUGCAGUGAGUGAUUUCGACAACAAGAAUCAGGUUCAAGUUGUUGAGGUUAGUUAUGAAAACCUUCACAGAUUGAAGGACUUCAUCACUCUUCACAACAAAUGGAACUGUCAGGAGUGCUUUUAUGUUAGUCUUGAUGAUUCUAGUUGCAUUUUUGAUCGUGGUAAGUAUGCAGUAGUACCACCGAUUUUUUUUGGAAAAUUGAUUCUUAGCUGUGGGUUCCAAUCAGAUUUUGGUUUGUAGAUUCAAUAACUCCCUUGUUUGUUAAUGAUGCUGAAAUUCAUGUUGAUGGAAAGUUGUUUGUUCAAAUGCCUGAGAGUGUAGCUUGUAAUUGGAGUAGUGGCAGUGCAGAGAUGAUUCUCUCCUGCAACUUAAACAAGGCAAGGGAGUUACACUAUAAUAAUAGAUGAAUGUCUCUUAAUUUUCAAGCAUUCUGCUCGUUGGAUAUACGAUCAUGGCAAGGCGUUGGAUAGUGCUACAGAGUAUUUUUCUUUUUAUUUUGCUAAUCCUUCUGAAUUUCGUUUUGAUAAAAUUACUUCUUGGGUGACUGUUGUUAUUGGGUCAAUUUUGAUGGGUGUCUAUGAUGGUGAUUCUGUACUUAAGCUAAUUCUAGAGCGUCUGUACCGUUUAGAUUUUUUAUUUGAGUAUCCGAGUACAUUUUCGAGUGCUGAAAAUUGUGACAGUCUUGAGGCUUGCAUGUUGUUUGAAAGAAUAUUGCAGCAAGUUAAUGGCUGUGAUUAUGUAUUGUUUUUCAUGGCAUUACUGGGAUUACUUGGCUCUAUUUUUUCUGGUAUUAGUUGGUAUGGGAACCACUUAUUAUUACAACUUAAGAGUGGCUGGUUUAUGGAGAGGAAAGUCGAAAGAGAACAGUAUAUGUGUUGUUACUGCUGCAAAGUUUUUAAUUUCUGGUCUAAAUGCAUAAAGCCACAUACGUUCAAUACUUCGACUAUCUUCUAUCAUGGGUUCUGUCAAAUGCAUCUAAAGACUUCUAUUCAUCUCUUGUUGAAGCAAUGGGGUGAUACUGGUAAGCUGUAUGUUAAAAUCUCAGAGAGAAAUAAACUUGUGUUACAGAUUUUUCCGAAGAAGUGCGAAUUUCUCUCGGUGUUUUUUCUUCCAGUUCCCACAGUCGUGAGCAGCAAUUUUUAUCUCUUGAUAAUAGGGAACUAUUUGAAGUGGAAGUUCAAGUUGUACUCUACAGGCCUAAGGAAGGUGUGUCACAAUACUCGCAAACCGUUUAUGAAAGCAACCUUGAAUUAUUUUUUGUUUGGUCUCAAUACUCUCAAGGAUACCCUAUCUUAUACCAUUACAUACACGUUCAAGGCUGACAAUUCAAAGCGAAAUUGUGUACUAGUAGGAAUGUUUGGUCAGUUCAGAAAUUUCAAUGGGAGUGCACCAAGAUCAAUUCUCAAGGUUGAAAUUUCAGAUAGGGUUGCACCAAGGCCAUUUCUUACUGAAGUUUAUGCUGUCACUUUGGUCAUAAGGUUCGCAUAUGAGACAAGGGUCUAUGCUGCAGCUCUUGAGCAGCUGGAAUGGCCUGUAUUCACGAGCUUAUUUCCCUGUCCAAUUCUGGGAGCUGAAGCAAUGGUGAACCAGCUGCAUCAUCUAAGUUUGUAUAAGGUCAAGACUGCUAAGGAGAGAGGUGUUUACAUGAGUGCGUACCAAGCUGCGAAUUAUGAAGAUAUUGGACUUGUUUACCGUGGGAAUGCUGCAAAUGUGAGUUUGACCAUUUCAGUUCUUAUGGGGAUUACGGAAACUCAGCUCAUACCUCGGGUGAUUCAACUCCUCCGUGUAAGGCUAUUAGUGGUAGGAUACUUGAGAUGGAAGUUCAAAUUGUGUCAGCUAGGAUUCGUAAUGAAAUAGUUGCAAAUUUUGUUGCCAAGCCCAAGUGUGUUACUGCUGAUCAGUUUUGGGCACAAUAACUAUUUACUAUAUUAGCUGGGAGUGCAGUGUGGAUAUUGAGUAGUGGUGCUGAUGAUAUUCUCUGGAUUACUCAUGCUUUCUCUGAUGCUAGACAAGUCUUCGCUGGUAAAUUGUUGGAGCUUAAGUCUUAUGAAAGGGAGCAAGCAGUACAACUCUUACACAAUGUGAUGCACAUUCUUGCUAUGUCGAAGUCAGUGGCCUGUGAAAGUAAGGUUCUAUGGUUCAUAAUGGACUGCACUUCCGUGGUGCUGGCUAGUUUUCACUUUCAGAUUCUGGAGAAGUUGCAGGAUCACAUCAGAAUUACAAGCUCAAGCAACUUGCACCAAACUGUGAUGGACAGCUCAAUGUGCGUAACUGCUCUACCAUGGUAAGGAAGCUACAUUGUCCCUUUGUACACACAUACAAGCCUGACAUUUUCCGAGGUGUUACCAAGAGUACCUGCCAAGAUAAAAACGAACCGGAGACUGUUCCAACGAAUUUGGACUGUUCACUUGUACACGGGACUGUUCACUACAACAAAGGCAGAUGCAAAUUUCGCCAGGUCUGUUACCAAAGCAAGGGCUACCAGGUCCACCAUACAUAUACUCUUACAGGCUUCCCUGACUCAUUACUGGGAUGAAUAUAGCAAGGAUGGUAAUUUUAUCGCGGAUCUUGGCGUUGUCCCGCGGACAUUUGAUCUGUUCUUUUCACCUUCAUCCUUGAGGACAAGGAUGUUUUCAAGGAGAGUGGAAUAUCAUGAGCCCGGUGUCAAAGGGGAGUGCCCUUAUCGUAUUCGAGUGGGUUGUUAGUAUUUAUCAUUUGUAAGGGUGCCUAUUAGUAGUUGUCUUUACUCUUAACCUAGCUAUAUAAAGGCUAGUUGUCUGUAAUGGAAAAGCUAAGCAAAUUAUUAAUCUAAAUAGAACUUUGUUCUUCUUCUUCCA